UCAUUUGCAUAUCACACAGUAUAUUCCGUUAGCGCGAGCGAGGCAUCUCAGUCUGCUGCAGCAAGACGUCUGGGAAGAAUCUGUAUCUUGGUGCAUCGAACUUGAUACUCAGCAAGUAUGUCUGACAAACCGAACCUGGAAGAGGUCACCAGCUUUGACAAGAGCAAGCUGAAAAAGACUCAGACUCAGGAGAAAAAUCCCUUACCCUCGAAAGAAACCAUUGAACAGGAGAAGCAGGCCGAGUCAUCGUGAAGACCGAGGCUUCACCAUGCACUGUACAUUCCACAAGCAUUGCCUUCUUUUUCACUUAUUUUAGCUGUAUAACUUUGGUAAAAGCAAAAAAAAAAAAAAAGCAGUUUAGCCCAUUUUUAAAGCAGCAAUGAACGAAAACUACUGAUUAGCAGUCUGUUUGGAGGUCCUGGCCCCCUUGCCCAUGCCUUGGCCUGGUUUCAUUUGGGUCCAAUUCGGUCUUGGUGUCAUCUGCGCACACCUCAAGAUGACCGUGGGGGAAAGAGCAAGGGUGUGCCCAAAACCUCCACGGAGCCAUGCUUCCACCUAGCGAGGCCUCCAAAAUGCUUUCAAUCCAAUUUCCACGCUGAAUUUAGUUUUUUUUUUAACCAUUGUUUAAUUCUUGGAAUUUGCAACUUUUUUUGUUUGAUAUGCAGAUAAAAUUAACACGCAUGAAUGUGGUUCAGUCAGUGGAUUUUAUUUUUGAUUGCACACUCAGAAACAAGGAAGAGAAGACAAAGGAUCCAUUGCUACCUGCCAGUCGGUCUGCACGGACCCCUUGCCAUCCAUUUAAACAAAAUCGUGCCCAUUUGACAGUGUAUGAUGUGGAAAUAUUUUGUUGUGUUAUUGUGGUUCGAUCUGAUUGGAGUUCUCUUGGUGUGAUAAGAAGUUACUGGAAAUUCAGCAAAUUUCUUCUUUGAAUUUGUCUCAGUACAGUACCUUGUUGUCCUUUUCUGGCGUAUAUUAAGACUCAGCAGUUAUGUUACUUUGGCACUCACUAUCAAAAAUAAUGGAAACCAAAAAGUUUUAAUAAAAAACUUGGUUAUUUGCACCA
Messenger RNA from Brienomyrus brachyistius, 1063 nucleotides. RefSeq names its product thymosin beta-11. The transcript has 3 exons. Gene Ontology annotation, cellular component: cytoplasm. The coding region runs from base 118 to 252 and encodes 44 amino acids. The record is from RefSeq and is a predicted model, not a curated record. Gene Ontology annotation, biological process: regulation of cell migration; actin filament organization. Lineage: Eukaryota; Metazoa; Chordata; Actinopteri; Osteoglossiformes; Mormyridae. Gene Ontology annotation, molecular function: actin monomer binding.